AAUUCUAUUUUCGUAUUAUCUGGCGUAGAUCGAAAUGAGAUUUCAUUCGUUUUUCUGUAAAAAUUCUUCAAGAAGAUCUAGUUUGUUGACAUUAGAACGAAAUGGAAGAUCUUUGAUAUGGUCAUCUUUGCCAAGGAGGUAGCGUCAUCGCGUCAGUUGAGUGCACAUGUUAUUGUUUUGAAUUUUUUGAGGUAUUUUUUGUCGGAAUUUAAUGUGCAGAAAUAAUUGAGUUUCACAAAUACUAUUUGCUCUGCGUAAUCGUUACUUCUCAUUAAAAGAGUGGAUAUUGGCUUGUUAUUUGCGAAAUUUUCUGGACGUAUGGUGGCAUUGCUAUAUACCACACGCUACGUCUAGCUGUCAUACUCACGUUUGUGUCAUUGAAUUGUGUUCUGUAGCAUUGAGUAAUUAUUUCAUAUGAAGGUUGUAACCGCAUGCAACAUGGGAUGGGUGGAUGUCUGACAUUAGAUAGAGAGGAAUCUAAGGCUAGAAGGCGAAGUGAAGAAAUAGACAAACAGUUGGGAGAAUUAGCAAAGCAGGAACGCAAUGUUAUUAAGAUCCUUCUUUUGGGAGCGGGUGAGAGUGGUAAAAGUACUCUGGUAAAGCAGAUGAAAAUUAUUCACAGUGAUGGAUUUACUAAAGAAGAACUUAGAAGUUUUCGGCCUACAGUCAUGGACAAUCUUCUUUCCUCCAUGAAAUAUGUUUUAACUGGUAUGGGGCUGCUGCGUAUUAAUUUACAAUCUGCCAAAAAUAAGGCCCAUGCCCAAAUUGUGCUUGCCAGUAGUUCCUGUUUUGAUAAAGGCUUCAAUGUCCUUCCACGUGUUGCUGCUGCUUUACAAGCUUUAUGGCAGGACCGGGGGGUUCGAUUAGCUGUAGCUAGAGGCUACGAAUAUGAACUGAAUGAUUCAGCUAUUUAUAUGUUUGAUGUUGGAGGACAGAGAUCUCAACGUCGAAAGUGGAUUUAUUGUUUUGAUGAUGUCCGUGCUGUAAUGUUUGUUGUAUCACUGAGCGGUUAUGAUAUGACACUUGUGGAGGAUCCUUCUGUCAACCGCCUCGAGGAGAGUCUCACCCUGUUUGGGCAGAUAGUCAACAAUAGAUUCUUUCGUGAAGCUGCUUUUGUACUUUUCUUGAACAAGCUUGACCUCUUUCGGGAAAAGAUUCUUUAUUCUGGUCGUCAUUUACGACUGUACUUCCCUGAUUAUAAAGGACCUGAUUAUGAUGUGGACAGGGGGGCCCUCUUUGUGCAACAUAAAUUUGCAGUUAGGAAUCGCAACUCUGCACGACCACUGUAUCCACAUUUCACCACAGCCACAGACACAGCCAAUGUACAAGUGGUUUUUCAGGCUGUAAUGGAUGUGGUGGUGCAUGCCAAUCUAGCACAUGUUACCUUAUUGUGAGAGUGAAAGGCAUUGAUGUCAGGAAUGAAGCUGACCCAUUGAAUCUGUUCUUCCUUUAAAUUUGCACUGUGUAUGCAAAUGAGCUUUUGCAUGUAGCAACUAGUAAUGACUGAGACCAUUAGCAAGUUCCUUCUCAGUAGCUUGCAUAUAAGAUAAUUAUAAAAAAGCCAGUGGGCAUAAGACAAGACAGGUCUCUUGCCAACUACAAGUGGCUGUAUGAACUAUUUCGCAUGCGAUAUUGUGCAUUAGUUGGUGAUGAGGCCUUCAGAAAUUGUUGCCUUUUAUUUUAGGCUUCCAGAGCGUGGGCUCUGUACUUAGUGCAAUGUUAAUUUUAGUUGAAUGCAGAUCAUGGCUGUGUGGUGAGUGUGCAAUAAGUUGCCCUGCAGCCCAGCGGGGGUGGUGGGUGUUGAGGUGGGGGGAAGGCGCUUCUGUUGAUGCUGAAGGGAAAGCAGGUGGCUGGUGGUAGCUUAAGGGAAGGCUGGAGGCAGCGAGUGUCAUCUGCUGGCAGGCAUUCCAAAUGAAAUAAAGCCCUAGACAUGCUACAAUGCUUGACUUACAAUAUUCAUGGACAACUCAGCAGCACGCAGAUGCAGCUUUGUGUGUGUGUGUGGACCUUAAGGCAACAACAAAGCCCAUGGGUCGCCCACAGUGAUUGGCAAAUUGAUGAAGCUUAGCAGAAAAGUGGGAGAAUGCAAGUGGCAGGGUUAGAGAUAGGGAAUUUCAAUAUAUUUAAAAAAAAUAUAUUAAAAAAAUCAAUAUUAGGCAGAAGAAAACACUUGAGCCCAGCCGAUCGAUCUGAUUUCUGCCUAUUAUCUCUUCAAGAAAGAAAUUCCCAUCUUCAAAUUGGAGUUGGACCGGAAAUGUGAUGGGGAACCUACUCUCCAAAAAGUUCUAAGUUAUUAGAGUUUGUUCUGAAGUGAUCUUGGGAGCAGUUUGACAAAAACAAGAUCAGUUAAUUGAUAAAAUGUACAGUAUAUUGAUCAGGAUAGUUAAUGCAACAUACAGGGUAUGAGAAGAAUUUGGAAACUUUUUAUAAGGUGCUUGCAAUUGUGUCAAAUUGUAUAAGGAUUAAGUAAAGAAAAAAGUAGAUAUAAUUUUAUAAAAGAACAUAUUUCAUCAAUAAUUUAUUUUUUAAACCUUUUUUAAACAGCAUUGAUGCUGUGGUAGAAUUCUUGGAUUGUUUAUAGAAAGAAUUACAAGCAAGGGUAUAAAAUGUAAGUAUAGGUCUUGCAAACUAGGAUGAA
Molecule: messenger RNA, 2638 nt
Organism: Gryllus bimaculatus (two-spotted cricket)
Lineage: Eukaryota; Metazoa; Arthropoda; Insecta; Orthoptera; Gryllidae
Source: the annotation of a GenBank genome assembly